Hyalella azteca is the source of this 3888-nucleotide messenger RNA. It is a transcript of the gene lt, whose product is annotated as vacuolar protein sorting-associated protein 41 homolog. The transcript has 5 exons. Gene Ontology annotation, cellular component: late endosome; HOPS complex. Gene Ontology annotation, molecular function: protein binding. Gene Ontology annotation, biological process: macroautophagy; vesicle-mediated transport; endosomal vesicle fusion. Lineage: Eukaryota; Metazoa; Arthropoda; Malacostraca; Amphipoda; Hyalellidae. The record is from RefSeq and is a predicted model, not a curated record. The coding region runs from base 50 to 3157 and encodes 1035 amino acids.
CUGAUUGAUCAAUUCCUUAGAGCUAAGAUAUUAUACAAAGGUGAUUUAAAUGGAUUUAGAAACCGCUACAAUUGAUGCUGAUAGUGUGACUGAAUCCCAAACUGGUAUAACUACUGCUGUGAACCAAGCAGAAAAUACUGCUUCUUUCCAAAGUAAUUCCAGUUCAGAAGAUGAAUCUUCAGAGGGAUCAGAUGAAGAAGAGGAAGAGCCCAGAUUGAAAUAUGAACGUGUUAGAGGAGACCUGCCAUCACUGCUGGAAAGGGAUAGCCUGACAUCCAUUGUAUCUGAUGACAAGGUGAUUGUACUGGGCACAAUGGGAGGCUGUGUCAUUGUGCUGGAUCACCUGGGCUACAAAAUACAACACAGAAGACCCCACAUUGCCCAGGUUGUAGACGUGGCUCUUGCUGGAGACUACUGGGCCAGCGUCGCCAAAGACAAGAGGGUGGAGGUGCAGGGAAUGCUGUCUACUGAACACAAUGAGACCAUCUCACUGGAUCCCAAUGCUGUUCAUUGCGUUAUUCUUGACCCUGCCUUUGGCAACUCCAGAGCCAAUACUCGCUUUGCUGUUGGUCACAGCGGUGGCAUCGCUCUCUAUGAACGCGCCCGAUUCAAGGGCUACCGCUGCCAAGCCCUAAGCGACAGCGCCGGUGGCAGUGUUGGGGCGAGUGUGGGCGUACGGGGCGGUGCGGUCCGUGGUGGGGCAUGGACGGGUAACGUGUUGGCAUGGGCAACAGACACGGGCGUCAGAGUCUACCACAUGAUCCUGCGCACUACCAUUGCUCUUAUUCCCAGAGACCACAGUGCUGCCCUGGACAGCGUUCAGUUCCCCCCACAACUAAAAUGGCAGUCACAGGACCGCCUCCUCAUUGGCUGGGCAGACUCUAUCAAAGUUUGUUGCAUCAAACCACGGCCGCAAGGGACCUCGUCCUGCCGCAGUUCCCGAACUUCGUCCCCAAAUAUUGGCACAAGCUCGCGGCACUCAGAGUCUCCACUCGCCAACAAGCUAUUGUGCAGCGUCUCAGAAACUGAUAGCGCUCAAAUUGCUUCAUUUUCUCCUUAUGAUAGCGGGAGCAGAAAAUAUAGCUCCAGUGUGUUGACUCCCAGACCGGGAGCAUUGGCCACUGGUUCGGCUUUGCGCAGCCCUCAGUUUCCUACUGAGGCUCUGCCUAGUACUCCUGAAGGUAUUUCCAGCUACUUGAGUUCCAGCAUAAUUGCCAUCACAGGUGGUAAUGGCAGGAUAACACCUCCCAGCACUCCUUCUUUUGAUUUGCCUCCUCUCUAUGUUGAGAUAGAAAGCAUGUUCACAACUCCAUUUUACAUUUGUGGCAUCGGCAUGCUGGAGGAUCUCAUCAUCACUCUGACCUACAGUAAAACUCCGACGCUUGAAUCUUCGAGGGCAUCUCCCACUGACACCAAAGGUCCUCAGCAAUUUACUGACGAUCCUCAUGAAUGGAGGAGACCUCAGUUACGUUUAUUAGAACCUCAACAAAGAUCUUACGAUGAAAUAUCGAAAGACAUCCUAGGUACCAACAGGUACAAGGAGUAUCUUCCAUUGCACUACAAACUCGAAUGUGUUGCAGGGGGUGAUCGUUGGUACGUGCUAUCGCCUCGGGAUUUGGUGGUAGCUAAGCCUCGAGAACCAAGUGACUCCUUGGAGUGGCUUAUAGAGCAUCACAAAUACCCACAAGCACUCCACUUGAUAGAGAGAGAAGGUGGCACCAUCGGCGACCACACUGAAGCAAGCGUUGGUCGCCAGUAUCUGAACCACUUGCUUGAGUGCCACAUGUACGACGAUGCGGCCCGAAUUUCUCAAAGAGUCAUCAGAGAUAACGUAGGUGAGUGGCUGGAGUUGGUAAGGGCUUUUGCGGAUGCUGGGGAAUUACGCAUCUUACAUGAGUAUUUACCUCACGGUUCUCCUCCUCCACUUCCCGUAACGACUUACAACGAAGUGCUCAUGGAUUUACUGGACCACAACAGGGAGGGACUGGUGGCCGCAUUGCAGAAGUGGCCAAGUUCUUGCUACGACGUCAACUGGCUCGUCAGUGCCGUGCUACAGAGAGUUGCUACUCAGAACUGGAGUGUUCCCCUAUUGCAGUCUCUUGCUCACCUGUAUUCCCACCAACAAAGGCACGAUAAAGCCCUCGCCAUAUACAUUAAGCUUGAACAUAAAGACAUCUUUGGCCUGAUAAAAAAGCACGGGCUUUAUUCCACCAUUGGCACAUACGCUGUGCACCUCAUGACGCUGGAUGCCGACCUCACCACGGAGCUAUGCAUGACUCACAUCAGUGAUGCGCCGCCCACGGAGAUGGUGCCUGCCCUUUCAUCUACACCCAAUCUUCUUUAUAAAUAUCUUACGGCUCUCCAUAAGAAGCAUGAAGACUUGUGCAAACCAUAUCAUGAUGAUCUCGUACAACUCAUGGCUGACAACCAACAGUCCGAAAAGCUACUCCAGUUCCUGAAAGCGUCCAACAGCUAUAACUUAAGCGCUGCUCUACGAGUGUGCAAGGACCGAGGCUUGCUUCACCACACCGUCUACCUUCUCAAUCGAACUGGCAACACUCAGGACGCGCUGUCUCUUGUUCUACUAGAGGCCAGGGAUUUGAACUGGGCCAUCGAUCUUUGCAAGCAUCAUAACGACCGUCAUUUGUGGGACACUCUUAUCGAUCACACUAUCUCGUACUCGGACAACAUCCGACCUCUUCUAGAAGAGGCUGGCAAAUACGUUGGCGAGGUAGAAAUCUUGCGUAAGAUUCCACCAGGCUUGGAGGUUCCUGGCCUAAUGGCUUCCAUUUCCAAGAUCAUGGAAGACACGAGGAAAAAAUUGGCACUCCACAGCGGCUGUGAACGACUCUGUAAAAGGGACAUCGUUCAUCUCAAUGAACGAAGGCGACGUUUGGCUACUCGAGCCAUAAGCAUCGACGAGCAAACGUCGUGUCCCCGAUGCGAGAAAUCCGUGAUCGGCAAGCAAGCCAAAAAUUUAGGUGGACUUGUAGCCUUCAGGUGCGGCCAUGUUUUUCAUAGCGACUGUCUGACUUCCUCAAAUGAAAUCGCGGCUUCGUUUCCUGCGAACAACACUGGCAGGAAGAGAGAGCGGUGCAAGCCUCUACCUACACUCGUCUGUGUGGUGUGCCUUUUGAAAAAUCAGCUCUUCCGAUAAUGAUGCCGAAAUACUUCUGGUCUCUCGUAAUCAUGCAGCGUGAGAAUAUGCUAAUUUAUUCCAGCCUCUCAAAGCUUAUAUUGAUGAUGCAAUAUUUUACAUAAUCUUUUGUCUCAGCUAGGUCGAAGAAUUAACUGGCGAAUACUGUAAUGUUGUGCUUGAUCUUGAGUCUUUUAAUUGCACGAUAUAAUUAGAUAUUUCUGCCAGCUUGUGGACUAAAAUUACCUAUCUAAGAAUCUUCCCAGAAGUUUUGCACUCCCAAUCAGAAUUAUUUCCUACUUUUUGUGAAGUGUGACGUAAAUCUUGAAUGGAUCAUUCAUGUAAGAUUCCUUUCACUCUCGAGAUAUGUAACGACCAAUUUUUCACAAGUUAAGCAUAAAAUUGAGCGUUCACGCAACAAGUGGACGAAAAUCAUUCCAACGUGUGCUGUGAAAUGUACGCAUGUACGGUAGUCGUGCUACGCUAUUGAACUGUUUUUAUUUUUUAUUAUUGUUUUCUUGGCUCACUAAUAACUGACAUGAAAACCUGUAAACCUCAGUUUUCUAUAAAUAAAAAGAAUAUCACGUGUGAACGAUGCAGCAUCACACCAGCCAUUGGAGAUUUAGGUGAAAUUUACGGAUGUGAAGAAGAAUACCUAUACCUAUAGAAGAAUUACGGAUGUAGGUAUAUGGUAUGACAUGUUCAGAAAUGGCUUAUUAUGGAUAAGAGCAAAUUUUGCCUCGAAGAUAUUA